AUGGAGCUCUCAAUAAAGCCAAUGCAUUAUGAUCGCGGGACAUACAAUCCCUACUUCGUCUCGCCUAACCUCAACAGAUUGAUUGGUCAAGGGUGCAGCAUCUUCACCUAUGUGAGCAACAUUGUGUCCUCGGUUUUCACAGGAGGAUGCUUCUCCAUCUGCGAAGACCGAACAAGGUUCGGCUUUUCCCUUGAUGACCAUGAUCGCAAGUGCUUGGGAUUCGAAUGCUGUGAGGAAGCUGUUCCCCCAGGACUUAAUUCUCUCUCCGUGAGAAUGUUCAGUAUCAACAACUCAAGCGAUUACUGGCAUCCACGCCGCUGCAGCCGUGCUUUCAUCGCGGAUAAGAAAUUCCCUCGCAUUAAGUAUGAGGACCCCGAGGUUCCAAUGGUAUUGAGUUGGGUUGCUGGGAAUGGGACAUAUAAACCAGAUCAUAGAACAGGCAACACCUCCUUCAGCAGCGAUUGUGGCGUGAAUGCUCACUGCGUCAUCUUUGUCCGCGGAGGAUAUCUCUGCCAAUGCAACACAGGUUUCGAAGGAAAUCCAUACCUUCCCCAAGUUUGCCUAGAUGUUAACGAAUGCAAUGGGACUAAGAAGAGGUGCACCGAUAUACAAAACUCCAUUUGCAUCAACACCGAUGGGGGAUACUACUGCGGUUGUCAACCUGGUUAUACAUUUGCCUAAGGUUCCGAUGGAAGCAAUGCAUCCGCGAUGCGACAACCGUGGACAUUGUUCUUUGCAAUACUUUUUGGUCUUUCGCGUUGAGCCAGAACUGCGUUUUCAUUUUCAUAAACCAAUUAUUCUCCAGUGGGUGCAGGUGUCGCGAUAGGAUUGACCGUAAUAGUCGCCUUGGCCAUUGGAAUCUGGUUUGCUUGGCUUCUUAGA
Molecule: messenger RNA, 882 nt
Organism: Rhodamnia argentea
Lineage: Eukaryota; Viridiplantae; Streptophyta; Magnoliopsida; Myrtales; Myrtaceae
Product: wall-associated receptor kinase 2-like
Exons: 2
Coding region: 1-681 (226 amino acids)
Molecular function (GO): calcium ion binding
Source: RefSeq, a predicted model, not a curated record